AUGCGCUUCUCUGGUAGACCCGCCUUCGCUUUUCUUUUCGCCGUUGCAUCCCUUGUCGUCCGCGCUAACGCGGACUUGAAGGGUGUCUUUGGACAUUACCUUAUCGGCAGCUUGGGCGACGCAUCCGAGGCCAUCAAGGACGUCCAGGAUGCUAAGCAGAUGGGCCUGGACGCGUUCGCACUCAAUGUGCAGGACGCGACCGCGCCCUUCGCCACGAACGCGAUUCAGCUGCUCUUCAGCGCGGCCGAAUCCAACGACUUCAAGCUCUUUUUCUCAUUCGAUAUGACCACGCUCAACGACCCUUCGACCUUCAUUCCCCUCCUGCUGCAGUACCAGAGCAGCUCCGCCUACUACCUGCACGAGAACCGCCCAUUCGUCAGCACGUUCGACGGCGGCAACGUUGCCUUCGGUCAGAGCACGCCCAACCAGGGGUGGCAGACUCAGUUCAUCGACGUGCUCGCGAACUCGGGCGUGAAACCGUUCUUCGUCCCGGACUUCGACGACUUCAACAACCAGCUUGGCGGGACGUACGAUGCCCAAUUCUUCCAGGACUUCCCCGUCGUCGAUGGCGUCUUCAGCUGGGAGUCUGCUUGGCCCGAGGUGCCUGAGGGACACGUCAAUGUCAGUUCUGCCAAGGACCAGACCGGCCUCACAAACGCCCGUGCCGCGGGAAAGGUCUACAUGAUGCCCCUGUCCUCUUUCCAGUUCAAGCACAUCGACGCCAACCAGAACUUCUACCGCCUGGGCGGUCUCAACCUCGCGCAGCGGAUUGGACAGGUCCUCGAGCUCCAACCCGACUUCGUCGAGAUCAUCACCUGGAACGACUCGGGCGAGAGCCACUUCAUCGGCAACAUCUUCCCGGAGCCCAUCGCCGGUUCUCCCGCCAUUCAGGCCUACGCCGACGGCUUCAACCACACCGCGUGGCAGAACGUCCUCGCGCCGUUCAUCGUCGCCUACAAGAACGGCGCGACAAGCGCGGCGGACGUCACUUCCUUCGGCGCGUUUGCCGGCGCAUUCUGGUAUCGCCCCCUUCUCCUCACCGCGCAGUGCGCGAGCGACCCGCUCGGGAAGCCCGAUGGCGCGCAAAACGCGGUCGACGAGCUGAGUUUCGCGGUGCUCCUCCCGGCGGACUCGACCGGCGUGACGGUACGGGUGUCGAGCGGUGGCAAUGUCGUUGCGACGUUCCCCACUACACCGGGCUUGAACGCGGCCACAGUGCCCAUCCAGCUGGGCGCGCAGCGUGUGGAGCUCGUUGGGGCCGACGGGAGCGUUAUUGGUGCGGGCGACGGUACGAAGGACGUAGUGGGUGAGACCGAUGGAGUAUGCAACUUCAAUUACGAGGUUGCGGACAUUUCGUAG
Molecule: messenger RNA, 1359 nt
Organism: Trametes versicolor FP-101664 SS1
Lineage: Eukaryota; Fungi; Basidiomycota; Agaricomycetes; Polyporales; Polyporaceae
Product: glycoside hydrolase
Exons: 3
Coding region: 1-1359 (452 amino acids)
Molecular function (GO): glucan endo-1,3-alpha-glucosidase activity
Source: RefSeq, a predicted model, not a curated record